AUGAAGCCAAUUGGAAAAGUGCUUUGUGCUACGGGGAUCGUAGCUGGGCUCCUGGCGUUCUUCUGGAAAGACCCUUUUAACCCAGAGAGCUUGGCUGGUGCCCGCGUUCUCCUGACUGGAGCCAGUGCUGGGAUUGGAGAGCAGAUGGCGUACCAUUAUGCCAGAUUUGGUGCUGAAAUUGUUUUGACUGCCAGGAGGGAAGCUGUGCUGCAGAAGGUGGUGGCGAAAUGCCUGACACUUGGAGCGAAGAAGGUAUUUUAUAUCCCUGCAGACAUGUCUUCCCCUUUGGAGCCUGAAAAGGUGGUUCAGUUUGCUGUCCAAAAGCUGG
Eurypyga helias (sunbittern) is the source of this 328-nucleotide messenger RNA. RefSeq names its product hydroxysteroid 11-beta-dehydrogenase 1-like protein. The transcript has 3 exons. Gene Ontology annotation, molecular function: oxidoreductase activity. The annotation marks the transcript as partial. The record is from RefSeq and is a predicted model, not a curated record. Lineage: Eukaryota; Metazoa; Chordata; Aves; Eurypygiformes; Eurypygidae. Gene Ontology annotation, cellular component: intracellular membrane-bounded organelle.